GUUCGCUUUUUAGUUAUUAGAGAGAAAAAGGAAAACACAUGGGGAAGAAAAGGAUCGUGUUGCUCUUAUUUAUAAGUUUUAGCUAUGCAGAGAUAACAAAAGAGAGUCCUUUGUCAACAGGACGAACUCUCAGCUCCUCUAAUGGAGUUUAUGAACUGGGAUUCUUUAGUUUUAAUAACUCCCAAAAUCAGUAUGUCGGAAUCUGGUUCAAGGGUGUCAUUCCCAGGGUUGUUGUGUGGGUGGCCAAUAGAGAAAAGCCUGUUACAGACUCUGCGGCAAAUCUGGCUAUCAGCAGCAAUGGAAGUCUUAUGUUAAUUAACGGCAAACAUGGCGUUGUGUGGUCCAUCGGCGAAACUCUUGCAUCUAAUGGGUCUCGUGCAGAGCUGUCAGACUAUGGAAAUCUAAUUGUCAAAGACAAAGUUUCGGGAAGAACUCAAUGGGAAAGCUUCGAGCAUCUUGGUAACACUCUGCUCCCUACGUCAACUAUGAUGUAUAAUCUUGCCACUGGUGAGAAGCGAGGGUUAAGGUCUUGGAAAAGUUACACUGAUCCAUCGCCUGGUGACUUUUGGGUUCAGAUCACACCUCAAGUGCCAUCACAGGGGUUUGUUAUGAGAGGGUCGGUCCCUUAUUAUAGAACCGGUCCAUGGGCUAAAACAAGGUUCACCGGUAUACCGCAAAUGGAUGAAUCAUACACAAGUCCAUUCAGCUUACAUCAGGAUGUAAAUGGGUCUGGAUACUUUUCGUAUUUUGAAAGAGACUACAAACUUUCACGUAUAACUUUAACAUCAGAGGGAGCAAUGAAGGUGUUACGGUAUAAUGGAAUGGACUGGAAAUCAAGCUACGAGGGUCCAGCCAAUUCAUGUGAUAUUUAUGGUGUAUGUGGACCUUUUGGUUUUUGUGUUAUCUCAGAUCCUCCAAAGUGUAAAUGCUUCAAAGGUUUUGUUCCUAAAUCGAUUGAGGAGUGGAAAAGAGGAAACUGGACUAGUGGUUGUGCGAGGCGUACCGAACUACAUUGUCAAGGAAACUCUACUGGCAAAGAUGCAAACGUCUUCCAUACUGUUCCCAACGUAAAACCUCCAGACUUUUACGAAUAUGCAAAUUCUGUGGAUGCUGAAGGAUGCCACCAAAGUUGCCUGCACAAUUGUUCUUGCUUGGCCUUCGCUUAUAUUCCUGGAAUAGGGUGCUUAAUGUGGAGCAAGGACCUAAUGGACACAAUGCAAUUUUCUACAGGAGGAGAACUUCUUUCCAUUCGUCUUGCAGAUUCUGAGCUAGAUGUAAAUAAGCACAAGCUGACCAUUAUUGCUAGUACAGUGAGCCUUACCCUCUUUGUGAUCUUGGGCUUUGCUGCGUUUGGUUUCUGGAGAUGCAGAGUAAAACAUCACGAUAUAAACACAUCAAGUCCUUUGUCAAUAGGACAAACUCUGAGCUCCCCUGAUGGAGUUUAUGAGUUAGGCUUCUUCACUCCUAAUAAUUCUCGGAAUCAGUAUGUUGGGAUCUGGUUCAAGAACAUCAUUCCUCAGGUCGUUGUCUGGGUGGCUAACAGAGAUAAGCCAGUCACAAAAACUGCGGCGAAUCUAACUAUCAGCAGCAAUGGGAGUCUGAUCUUGCUCGAUGGUAAACAAGAUGUGAUUUGGUCAACAGGAGAGGCUUUCACAUCCAACAAGUGUCAUGCUGAGCUUUUAGACACCGGAAAUCUUGUUGUAAUUGACGAUGUUUCCGGAAAAACUUUAUGGAAAAGCUUUGAAAAUCUUGGUAAUACUAUGCUGCCUCAGUCUUCGGUGGCUUAUGAUAUUCCCCGUGGAAUGAAUCGUGUGUUGACCUCAUGGAGAAGCAACAGCGAUCCAUCGCCUGGGGAAUUCUCACUGGAGUUUACGCCACAAGUCCCCCCACAAGGCCUUAUAAGGAGAGGCUCAUCGCCCUACUGGAGAAGCGGUCCAUGGGCAAAAACAAGAUUCUCUGGGAUACCUGGAAUUGAUGCAUCAUAUGUAAGUCCAUUCACUGUUGUCCAAGAUGUAGCGAAGGGCACAGCAUCCUUUUCUUAUUCCAUGUUAAGAAACUAUAAAUUAUCGUAUGUAACGCUAACAUCAGAGGGGAAAAUGAAGAUCCUCUGGAAUGAUGGAAAAGGUUGGAAGCUUCACUUUGAGGCUCCAACAAGCUCUUGUGAUCUAUAUCGUGCUUGUGGUCCUUUUGGUUUGUGUGUGAGAUCCAGAAACCCAAAGUGCAUAUGCUUGAAAGGGUUUGUACCAAAGUCAGAUGACGAGUGGAAAAAAGGGAAUUGGACAAGUGGGUGUGUGAGACGUACACAAUUAUCUUGCCAUAUGAAUUCUUCUACAAAAACACAAGGCAAAAACACAGACAGCUUCUACCAUAUGACCCGCGUUAAGACUCCAGAUCUGUACCAAUUGGCAGGCUUUCUCAAUGCAGAACAGUGCUACCAAAAUUGUCUAGGCAACUGCUCCUGCACAGCCUUUGCUUAUAUUAGUGGAAUUGGAUGCUUGGUAUGGAACCGGGAGCUGGUAGACACAGUUCAAUUUUUGUCUGAUGGGGAAUCUCUCUCCCUUCGUCUUGCAAGUUCAGAAUUGGCUGGAAGCAGUCGAACAAAGAUUAUUGUAGCUAUAAACACAUCAAGUCCUUUGUCAAUAGGACAAACUCUGAGUUCUCCUGGUGGAUUUUAUGAGUUAGGCUUCUUCAGUCCUAAUAAUACCCGGAAUCAGUAUGUUGGCAUCUGGUUCAAGAAGAUUGAUCCUCGGGUAAUUGUGUGGGUGGCUAACAGAGAAACGCCAGUUACAAGCUCUGCAGCAAAUCUCACUAUCAGCAUCAAUGGGAGUCUGAUCUUGCUUGAUGGGAAACAAGAUGUUAUUUGGUCAACAGGAAAAGCUUUCACAUCCAACAAAUGUCAUGCGGAGCUCUUAGACACGGGAAAUUUUGUUGUAAUUGAUGAUGUUUCAGGGAAUAAAUUGUGGCAAAGCUUCGAGCAUCUUGGUAAUACUAUGCUGCCUCAGUCAUCGUUGAUGUACGAUACUUCUAAUGGCAAGAAGCGUGUGUUGACUACAUGGAAAAGUAACAGCGAUCCGGCGCUUGGGGAGUUCUCACUGGAGAUUACACCACAAAUCCCCACACAAGGCCUUAUAAGAAGAGGCUCAGUACCUUACUGGAGAUGUGGUCCAUGGGCAAAAACAAGAUUCUCUGGGAUAUCUGGAAUUGAUGCAUCAUAUGUAAGUCCAUUUAGUGUUGUCCAGGAUCUAGCAGCCGGCACAGGAUCGUUCUCUUAUUCCACUUUACGAAACUAUAAUCUGUCGUAUGUUACACUAACACCAGAGGGGCAAAUGAAGAUCCUCUGGGAUGAUGGAAAAAACUGGAAGCUUCACUUGUCUCUCCCAGAGAACCCAUGUGAUCUAUAUGGUAGAUGCGGGCCUUAUGGUUUGUGUGUGAGAUCUAAUCCCCCAAAGUGUGAAUGCUUGAAAGGGUUUGUACCAAAGUCUGAUGAGGAGUGGGGAAAACUCAACUGGACAAGUGGGUGUGUGAGGCGUACAAAAUUAUCUUGCCAGGCAAGCUCUUCUAUGAAAGCAGAAGGCAAAGACACAGACAUCUUCUAUCGUAUGAAGGAUGUAAAGACUCCGGAUCUGCAUCAAUUUGCCAGCUUCCUCAAUGCAGAACAGUGCUACCAGGGUUGUCUAGGCAACUGCUCUUGCACAGCCUUUGCCUAUAUUAGUGGAAUUGGAUGCUUGGUAUGGAAUGGGGAGCUGGUAGACACAGUUCAAUUUUUGUCUAGCGGAGAGUUUCUCUUCGUUCGUCUUGCAAGUUCAGAAUUGGCUGGAAGCAGUCGAAAGAAGAUUAUUGUGGGCACUACUGUCAGCCUUUCCAUUUUUUUGAUCUUGGUAUUUGCUGCAAUUAUGUUGUGGAGAUACAGAGCGAAACAAAAUGAUGCAUGGAAGAAUGAUAUGGAACCACAAGAUGUCUCAGGCGUAAACUUCUUUGCGAUGCAUACCAUACGAAGUGCCACCAAUAACUUCAGUCCUUCAAAUAAACUUGGUCAAGGUGGAUUUGGUCCAGUUUACAAGGGAAAGUUGGGAACCCAAUAUCAAGACAACACUCGCAGAGUUGUAGGAACUCUAGGAUAUAUGUCUCCCGAGUAUGCGUGGGCAGGAUUGUUCUCUGAGAAGUCCGAUAUCUAUAGCUUCGGUGUUCUGAUGUUGGAAAUCAUCAGCGGAAAGAGAAUUUCACGGUUCAUCUAUGGUGAUGAAAGCAAAGGCCUUCUUGCAUAUACAUGGGAUUCUUGGUCAUAUCAAUGCAAAGUCUUCGACUUUGGUUACAAGCGUCGAUGCCCAGAUGAUUCAUACACUCAAAUCUUUAGAAGAGCUCCUGCAGAUCGUAUGGGAAAGAUUGGUAUUGUUUUCUUUGCUUCGUUGCUCUUCUUGCUAAUCAUAUUCCCAAGUGGUGCCUUUGCAGCUAUAACCAGAGUAAGUCCUUUGUCAAUAGGACAAACUCUGAGCUCCCCUAAUGGAACUUAUGAGUUAGGGUUCUUCAGUCCAAACAACUCUCGGAAUCAGUAUGUUGGGAUCUGGUUCAAGAACAUCACCCCUCGGGUCGUUGUCUGGGUGGCUAACAGAGAUAAGCCAGUUACAAACAACGCGGCGAAUCUUACUAUCAACAGCAAUGGGAGCCUUAUAUUGGUUGAGGGAGAACAAGAUCUUGUUUGGUCAAUAGGAGAAACUUUCUCUUCUAACGAGAUUCGUGCUGAGCUUUUAGAAAACGGAAAUCUUGUCCUCAUUGAUGGAGUUUCAGAAAGAAACUUAUGGCACAGUUUUGAGCAUCUUGGUGAUACUAUGUUACUUGAAUCAUCUGUGAUGUAUGAUGUUCCGAAAAACAAGAAACGUGUCUUAUCUUCUUGGAAAAGUCCCACCGAUCCUUCACCUGGAGAAUUCGUAGCUGAGCUUACGACACAAGUACCUCCGCAGGGCUUUAUAAUGAGAGGAUCCAGGCCUUACUGGAGAGGCGGUCCAUGGGCAAGGGUAAGGUUCACUGGCAUACCAGAAAUGGAUGGACUACAUGUCAGCAAAUUCGAUAUUUCCCAAGAUGUUGCAGCCGGCACAGGAUUUUUGACUUAUUCAUUAGAACGAAGAAAUUCAAACCUCUCCUACUCUACGCUCACAUCAGCGGGAUCGUUAAAGAUCAUUUGGAAUAAUGGCUCUGGUUGGGUUACUGACUUGGAGGCCCCUGUAAGCUCAUGUGAUGUUUAUAAUACAUGCGGACCUUUUGGGUUGUGUGUGAGAUCUAGUCCCCCAAAGUGUGAAUGCUUGAAAGGGUUUGUACCAAAAUCAGAUGAGGAGUGGAAUAGAAGGAACUGGACCGGUGGUUGUAUGAGAAGAACAAACUUAUCUUGUAAUGUGAACUCUUCUGCAACAACACAAGCCAAUAAUGGAGACGUCUUCGACAUUGUUGCAAAUGUAAAGCCUCCAGACUUUUAUGAAUAUGUAAGUUUGAUCAAUGAAGAGGAUUGCCAACAGCGUUGUCUUGGAAAUUGUUCUUGCACGGCAUUUUCCUAUAUUGAACAAAUUGGAUGCUUAGUGUGGAAUGGAGAGCUUGUGGAUGUAACGCAGUUUGUUGCUGGAGGAGAAACACUUUCAAUUCGUCUUGCAAGUUCUGAGUUAGCUGGAAGCAAUCGAACGAAGAUUAUUGUUGCUAGCACUGUCAGCAUUUCUGUCUUCAUGAUCUUGGUUGUUGCCUCUUAUUGGUUCUGGAGAUACAAAGCGAAACAAAAUGAUUCAAAUCCUAUACCCAAGGAGACUUCACAAGAUGCAUGGAAGGAACAACUGAAACCACAAGAUGUAAAUUUCUUUGAUAUGCAAACCAUAUUAACUAUCACCAAUAACUUUAGCAUCGAAAAUAAGCUAGGUCAAGGUGGCUUCGGUCCAGUGUAUAAGGGGGGGCACAAAUCCAAACCGACUUGCCGUAGUAUUAAUAAAGAAGCCCUAUUCGCCGUUCGCCAUUCGCAGAGUAAACAAUUUCUAGAGAGGAUGGAAGAUAACAAAAUUUUGGGAGGAGACCUUCACAAAAAUAUGAAGGAGAUGUUGGAAGGCAAACGCAGAAAGAUGGGAGAUUUGCAGCCAUUCGCGAGUAAACAAUUUCUAGAGAGGAUGGGAGACUUUAACAAAAAUUGGGUGAGGUUCGAAAAUAACAGAAAGUUGGAGAUGUUGGAAGGCAAACGCCGAAAGAUGGGAGAUAUGCAGCGCCUAGCAUGCCAACGACUCAUGUGUGAUCAGUACUCUCGUCUUGGCCAUUGCAAAAGAGGUGACCGAUGUCCAUUCCUUCAUGGCAAGCCAAUGAAGCCCUUGUAUCGGAAUAUUUCAGACAAUCCAGAACUAGUUGCGUUCAUGAUGAAAAACGGUAACAUGCCUGCAUGUCCACCAGAGGAUCCCACCGUGAAGAUGCUUUACGUCAAGCGACUGAGCAGGACGACACUCGUUGAGGAGGACCUGCGAGACUGUCUCAGCGCUUAUGGAGAUAUCGAAUCUAUCAGAAUGGUGCAAGAGUAUAAUGGCGCUGCGUUUAUCACAUAUGGAACCCGAGAGGCAGCAGAGAAAUGCAUGGAAGAUCUCAAAACUUGGGUUGAGAUCAAGGGUCACAAGCUGAAAAUUUUGUGGGUUUACAAGUACCAGCCUCAUCGAUACACUACCAUUUCCUCCAACCAACAGGGUGCUGUCACUUCAACUCAAGAGGGAGCUUCGUCUUCAUCUUCUGCUCUCGAGAUUUACCAAAGAGACAUGUUGAAGCGACUCGAGAAAGUAGAUACAUUGAAAUCUCUUAAUUGGGAUAAUUCUAUAACCACAUCAAGUCCUUUGUCUGUAGGACAAACUCUGAGCUCUCCUGGUGGAUCAUAUGAGCUUGGCUUCUUCAGUUCUAACAAUUCUGGGAAUCAGUAUGUUGGAAUCUGGUUCAAGAAAGUCACUCCUCGGGUUAUUGUUUGGGUGGCUAACAGAGAAAAGCCAGUCUCGAGCCCUGCGGCGAAUCUCACAAUCAGCAGCAAUGGAAGUCUUAUCUUGCUUGAUGGCAAACAAGAUCCUGUGUGGUCAGCUGGAGGAGAUCCCACGUCUAAUAAGUGUCGUGCUGAGCUUCUAGACACCGGAAAUCUUGUCGUUGUAGAUAAUGUUACUGGAAAUUAUUUGUGGCAAAGUUUUGAGCAUCUUGGUGAUACUAUGCUACCUCUUACAUCUCUGAUGUAUGAUAUUCCUAACAACAAGAAACGUGUGCUGACUUCUUGGAAAAGUGAGACUGAUCCAUCGCCUGGGGAGUUUGUAGCUGAGAUUACACCACAAGUACCCUCCCAAGGCGUUAUAAGGAAAGGCUCGUCACCCUAUUGGAGAAGCGGUCCAUGGGCGGGAACAAGGUUCACUGGGAUACCAGAAAUGGAUGCAUCAUAUGUGAAUCCAUUGGGAAUGGUCCAAGAUGAAAUCAACGGCACAGGAGUUUUCGCUUUUUGUGUUUUAAGAAAUUUCAAUUUGUCAUACAUCAAGCUAACGCCAGAGGGAUCAUUGAGGAUUCAACGCAAUAAUGGAACCGACUGGAUCAAGCACUUUGAGGGUCCGCUAAGCUCAUGUGAUCUUUAUGGUAGAUGUGGACCUUUUGGCUUGUGUGUGAGAUCCGGUACUCCAAUGUGCCAAUGCUUAAAAGGGUUCGAACCAAAAUCAGACGUGGAGUGGAUAAGCGGGAAUUGGAGUCGUGGAUGUGUGAGACGCACAAACUUAUCUUGUCAAGCAAACUCUUCUGUAGAAACACAGGGCAAGAACAGAGACGUCUUCUAUCAUGUAUCCAACAUAAAGCCUCCAGAUUCAUACGAAUUAGCAAGCUUUAGCAAUGAAGAACAAUGCCACCAAGGCUGUCUCAAGAACUGUUCUUGCACAGCCUUUUCCUAUGUCAGUGGAAUAGGAUGUUUGGUGUGGAACCGGGAGCUAUUAGACACAGUGAAAUUUAUUUCCGGAGGAGAGACUCUUUCCCUUCGUCUUGCACAUUCUGAAUUGAGUAAGCCAUCAUAAAGAGCUUUGCUUAUUUAUACUCACAUCAUAUAAUUUCUUAAAUCUUUACAAUGUUCUUUUGGGUAACAGUGUGGUUUACAAUUUAGUUUUUGUGUGACCUUUUCAGCUGGAAGAAAGCGAAUCAAGAUUAUUACUAUUG
Messenger RNA from Arabidopsis arenosa, 8172 nucleotides. The record is from the annotation of a GenBank genome assembly. Lineage: Eukaryota; Viridiplantae; Streptophyta; Magnoliopsida; Brassicales; Brassicaceae.